AUGGCUGCCUCUACAAGCUCAGUCCCUCGGCGACUGCGCUUAUCAUAUGUCGCCUUGAGCAAGCGAUCACUAUCUACCAGCUCGCAAGCUCGAUCCUCAUCACAAUUUCAUCGGUCGGACUUUAUCAACCAACCUUUCACAGGCACUUACGAGCCGGGCCUGCCCACCUCAGGACCUCUAGGGGGAGCUUCCAGCUAUGGCACCCCUCGCCUAACUCCGAAGAUGCUGAAGCAGCACCUCGAUCAGUUUGUUGUCGGCCAAGAAAGGGCAAAGAAAGUCCUCAGCGUUGCGGUGUUCAACCAUUACCAGAGGAUACAAGAGUUGCAAAGGCGAGAGGAGGAGGAGGAAGAGCUGUUGGCACAGAGGGAAAGACGAGAGAGACAUCCAGUCGAGAGCGAAUUCCCUGGUCAACAACCCACAAUUCGUAUGGGUGGCCCUCCGGGCCCUGGCUUCGGGCCACGAGCGAGUGGUUCGCCUUUGGUUGACACCAGUCCUCUCACUUUGGAGAAAUCGAAUAUAUUGCUACUAGGUCCCAGUGGCGUGGGAAAGACAUUAAUGGCCAAGACACUUGCGCGGGUGCUGUCGGUACCCUUUUCCAUGUCAGACUGUACACCCUUCACUCAGGCCGGAUAUAUUGGCGAAGAUGCCGAAGUCUGCGUGCAUCGGUUGCUAGCGGCUGCGAAUUAUGAUGUCGAGAGGGCCGAACGAGGUAUCAUUUGUCUCGAUGAAAUCGACAAGAUUGCAACAGCAAAGGUCAGCCAUGGAAAAGACGUGUCCGGAGAAGGUGUCCAACAAGCGCUUUUAAAAAUCGUCGAAGGCACGACGAUCCAAAUCCAGGCCAAGCCAGAACGGAACGCUCCUCGCGCUGGUGGCCAGUCACAGACCUACCCAACUAACAGUCCCCUGGGUGCUGGCUUCUCUUCUGGUCCAUCUGGCGCCUCAGCCACUCCUGCUAAAGGAGAAGUCUACAACGUCCGCACCGAUAACAUUCUCUUCAUCUGCAGCGGUGCGUUUAUCGGCCUGCAGAAGCACAUAAUGGACCGCUUGGCGAAGGGUAGCAUCGGCUUUGGUGCUAACGUACGCUCAAGUUUCAAUCUGACCUCUUACGGCCGCGAUCAAAAGUCCACAACCGCCGCUCCCGUCCCUAUACUGCCAGGAUCUCAAGAGGAAGCCCUCUAUAAGAAACAUUUACCCUUCUUCACCCCAGCUCCAGCUCCUGAACAGUCGUCUUUGGAUGGAUCUCCUACAGAGCCAAACUACUUCAACCCAUUAGACCUGGUCACCCCAGCCGACCUCCAGUCUUACGGCUUCAUCCCCGAGCUUGUCGGCCGAAUUCCUACCGCAGCCGCUUUGGCCGCUCUUACCCAUUCCAUGUUAUUACGCAUAUUGACGGAGCCUCGUAACUCGCUGGUGGCUCAGUAUGUCACUCUCUUCUCGCUAUCGGGCAUCGAGCUCCGCUUCACCACGCCGGCCCUCCACGUGGUCGCCUCGAAUGCCCUUGCCAUGGGUACAGGAGCCCGUGCUCUUCGUACCGAGAUGGAGACUAUUCUUGGAGAUGCCAUGUUUGAGGCGCCCGGCAGUUCUGUGAAGUAUGUCCUUGUCACAGAAUGUGUUGCCAAGAGAGAAGAGGGAGCAAUUUACUUCGGUCGAGGCCAGGGCGGCAAGUUUCAUGCUUUGAUUGCUCAGGAAGAGGGCGACUGGGAAGACAAGCAGAAGCGUAAGGACCCUGAGCGCAAGGUCGACACUAGUUCCGCUAGCUUCGAGGACUGGAGAACGAAGUCGACUAUCGCAGCUGGUAGCGGCGGGUGA
Cladophialophora yegresii CBS 114405 is the source of this 1809-nucleotide messenger RNA. RefSeq names its product ATP-dependent Clp protease ATP-binding subunit ClpX. The transcript has a single exon. Gene Ontology annotation, molecular function: ATP binding; ATP hydrolysis activity. The record is from RefSeq and is a predicted model, not a curated record. Gene Ontology annotation, cellular component: mitochondrial matrix. Bases 1 to 1809 code for a protein of 602 amino acids. Gene Ontology annotation, biological process: protein catabolic process; proteolysis. Lineage: Eukaryota; Fungi; Ascomycota; Eurotiomycetes; Chaetothyriales; Herpotrichiellaceae.